AUGGCGUACCAACAAGGGCAAGGCCAGCAACAACAGCAAGACCCUCGCAACCCUAACCGCCUCCACCUCAACUUCGGCUUUAACAACCAGCAAGCCUUCGCCGGCGAGCAAGGUCGUGCCUUCCCCACCACUCCCUCGACAUUCCCACAACCCUUCCCGAAUAGCAAUGGUCAGCAAGAAGUCUGGGGUACACAACAGGCGACGAGCGGUAUCACAAACCAAGGCUACUUCUACAACAACCCGAACUCCUACCAACAAUAUGGCGCUCACGGCAUGCCCUCGCCCGGUCCUGCCGCCGGGUAUCGUUCCCCAGGUGGCUUCAACGACGCGACGAACGGGCUAGCACACCAAUUCCAGCACCAGAACCUCGGCGGCAACACUCCACGAUCAGCGAGUCCUUACGGCAGGCAGCCAUCGCCAGCCAGCUCGAGGCCGAGAACAGGUGGGCAGCCGCAGUAUGGCAAUUACCUCAACACGGGCAUGGCGGCGCCGCCGCAGGGGCCGAGUGUCUAUGAUGAUGAGCCGCCGACGAAGAACUCGGAGAAGUAUUCUACUGCUAUUUCCGAGCGGAUGAAGCUGCAGAAGAUGCUUACGCAGGAGUUCUUUAAGGAGAACGUGGAGAGGGCGCGCGCUCGGAAUGAGAGGGCCAAGGAUCUAGAGAGCACAAUGCUGGCGAAGGACUUGUCAGACUCGCGCAAAGAGCAGAGGAAGAAUAACAUGCGCAAGUCCGAAGCCAACUUCUUGCGAUUCUUGCGGACAAGCGAGCGGCCCCAGAACUACAACACGCUGAAGAUCAUCGGGAAGGGUGCUUUCGGUGAGGUCAGGCUGGUGCAGAGGAAGCAUGAUGGCAAGAUUUAUGCGUUGAAGUCGUUGAUUAAGGCGGAGAUGCACAAGAAAGACCAACUGGCGCACGUCAGGGCGGAGCGCGACAUUCUCGCGAACGCCGACAGUCCGUGGCUGGUCAAGCUGCAUACCUCCUUCCAAGACUCGACUUUCCUCUACAUGCUGAUGGAGUUCUUGCCCGGUGGUGAUCUGAUGACGAUGCUGAUCAAGUAUGAGAUCUUCUCGGAGGACAUCACGCGAUUCUACAUGGCGGAGAUCACGCUGGCGCUGGAGGCGGUGCACAAGCUUGGCUUCAUACAUCGUGACAUCAAGCCGGACAACAUCCUACUGGACCGUGGCGGACACAUCAAGCUCACUGACUUCGGCUUGUCGACAGGGUUUUCCAAGGAGCACUCGGCAUCCUACUACCAACAGCUCAUGUCGCAAGCGAAGCACAAGUCCAUGAACCAGAACCGCAACUCCGUAUCCCUCGACCAGAUCCAGCUCACCGUCUCCAACCGCAAUCAGAUCAACACGUGGCGCAAGUCGCGGCGUCAGCUCGCUUACUCGACAGUAGGAACACCCGACUACAUCGCGCCAGAGAUCUUCAGCGGCAAGGGCUACGACUUCGGAUGCGAUUGGUGGAGUGUCGGCACUAUCAUGUUUGAGUGUCUUAUAGGAUGGCCACCUUUCUGUGCUGAGGAGCCGCACGACACCUACCGCAAGAUUGUCGACUGGCAGCGUCAUCUGAGCUUCCCGCCGGAUCAGCAGCUGGGACCGGAGGCUGAGCACUUCAUCAGGAGCCUCAUCUGCGACUCCACGAACCGCCUCGGCCGCGUCAAUGGCGCGGCCGACAUCAAGCGCCACCCCUUCUUCAACGGCGUGCAGUGGGACGGCCUGCGCAAGAUCCGCGCGCCCUUUGAGCCCAAGCUGCAGAGCAACAUCGACACGCAGUACUUCCCCAUCGACGAGAUCCCGCAGAUCGACAACUCGGCGCAGCUGCGCGCGCAGACGGAGGCGGAGAUCCAGGGCGGCGGGAGCGAUGAGAGUACGCUGAGUUUGCCGUUUAUUGGGUAUACUUAUAAGCGGUUUGAUGCUUUUAGAGGGACUUGA
Messenger RNA from Saxophila tyrrhenica, 1935 nucleotides. It is a transcript of the gene CBK1, whose product is annotated as Serine/threonine-protein kinase. Gene Ontology annotation, biological process: peptidyl-serine phosphorylation; intracellular signal transduction. Gene Ontology annotation, molecular function: protein serine/threonine kinase activity; ATP binding. The record is from RefSeq and is a predicted model, not a curated record. The transcript has 5 exons. NCBI's taxonomy places the organism in Eukaryota, Fungi, Ascomycota, Dothideomycetes, Mycosphaerellales, Extremaceae. Bases 1 to 1935 code for a protein of 644 amino acids.